AUCUUCAUGAGGGCAUCCUGCAUACACCAGGUUAAUAUUUACUGAUGUGUUCAUGUAACAGUGACCUAUCUGCCUCUGCUCCUCUCUGGGAUACUUUCUAUCUAGAGGGAUGGGAAUUAAUGACAAGUCUUUUUUCUGUGCUGCCUGAUGUCAGAGCUGAGAAAGGUGUGAAGGGUAUAUAAGAGCCGUACUACUUGUCAGCAAGGAAAGGGGAAAAGGGAUACUGCAGAGCUAGAUGCAAGUGUGGAAUUGUCGCAUGCACCCUUCUUGCUCACACAGGUGUGCUUCUUCAGUUAGCUCCCUGACCACUAAAAGAAAGUUUGGAAGGAAAGAUGUGCAACCUACGGCUGUCGGUUUUCUUCAUUGCACUUUCUGUCACUCUGAGCUGUUUGGAAGCUACACCUAUUGAAAAAUUACUGUCUGUGGCUGGUGAUCUAUCUGACGGUACUUCCAAGAGACAAGGAUGGAUAUUGCCAGUAAUGUCACUGAAUACACUCUCAGGAUUAAGUGAGGAAAUGCCAGAACAACCAGCAGCAAAGACAAAAAGAAGCCACCAUGUGGAGAAACGGAAAUGCAACACGGCUACGUGUGUGACACAGCGCUUGGCUGACUUCUUGGUUCGUUCUGGCAGCAACAUCGGAGCCAUUUAUUCACCUACAAAUGUGGGAUCCAAUACAUAUGGAAAGAGGGACACAGUUGGGCUUUUAAACAGAGAACCCCAAAACAAUGCACAGCUUUAGGCUGUUAAAAUUACUACUGAUACAGUUUUCUUUAGAAGCUCAGUUUUUAAUGUAUCGACAACCUCUUGGUCAUUUAUUUCUUGUAGAGUCUUAACAGUGCCUUGUUUUCUGUGUGUGGGCACAUGAUUUAUGUCCAUCAUUUCACUAUGCAUGUACAAUGACAUGCAUAGGCUAUUGU
Chaetura pelagica (chimney swift) is the source of this 918-nucleotide messenger RNA. It is a transcript of the gene IAPP, whose product is annotated as islet amyloid polypeptide. NCBI's taxonomy places the organism in Eukaryota, Metazoa, Chordata, Aves, Apodiformes, Apodidae. The transcript is spliced from 4 exons. The record is from RefSeq and is a predicted model, not a curated record. Gene Ontology annotation, cellular component: extracellular region. Gene Ontology annotation, molecular function: hormone activity. Bases 333 to 740 code for a protein of 135 amino acids.